UAUUGUUGAUGUGUCACCACAUAGUGACUGGAGAGGAGAUUGUCGGUACCGACAGAGAUCACUCACACGGACCUGACACUUACUAUUUCUCACAACAGCUAAACAUAUCACGUUUGUAAUGGAUUUGACAUAACCGGCCAGUAGCUGAUGGAGCCAUCAGACUGUCUAGAAGAACAGACCCCUGCCUCUGACCCCACCAAAAGUUCAGAGGUUAGAAUUUUUCCAGAAGGGUCAACCAAUGUCAGCGAUGGGGGUGAGGUCGUGUUAAAGGAACAUGAGGAAGGCACUGAGCCGGACAGUUUUAAGCUGGACGGUACCAUUUCCGACAGUGUGGAUAAAGAAGGCCUGAGUUCUGACACGUUCAUGGAGGUCCAACAAGCUGCAAGCAUAGAAGAUACACCCGGUGAUAGGAACACUAGCUGUGACAGUAGAACAGCCUCCAUUGAUGAUGUCAGAUCUCCAGCAGCUCCCCUCGAUAAUGCUGCAGAGUCGUUGCCUGCUGUCCUUGAUGGAGAACUCGAAUGUUCUAGCCUUGAGGAGCCAGCAGCACGACAAGAUUCGAUACCAGAAGGUAGGUCUCCGAAUGUGGUGGAGGAAUCCUCUCCUUCUGUUCUCAACUGGAGAGAUGAGCUUACUCCCUCUGGUUUGGAUACAGUUGUGGAUAAUUCACUAGUCAAGAGUCACACAUUAGAGGUGCCAACAGAACUUCAAUUCCCAAUUAAUGGGACUCCUUUGGCUCCUGAUCAAGAUACUCCAUCUUCUCAGGGCAAUGAACCCCCUGCUUUUGCCAAUAAGCUCUCGGAAAAUUCAAUUUACCUAAACUCAGACUCCAACUCAAAUAUAAACCCAUACGACACAGACUGCAGCAGAAAGCUGAUGUCUGAGAUCCAGCGCUCUUUGUCUCAAGAUUCUCUCCUGGAUGAACUGGAGGAUGAACUUUUGAACACUCAGUCAGUGGGUGUCCGAAAGGAAGGCUUACCCAAUGGACUACCCAAGGACCAGAACUCCCUGGUUGUAUUCGAGAAGUGUGUCCAAAUCAAGUACUUCCAACAGGAGAAAGCCAUCAAGAGGUUACUUGAUGAAAAUAAGAAGCAUCAGGAGCUGAUUCUGGGCAUCUGCUCUGAAAAGGACAACAUGAGAGAAGAGCUGAAGAAGAGGAUGGAGAUGGAGAAACAGCAUCUUUGCAUCAAUAAGAAGUUUGAGAGCCGGGUGGAGGAACUUAUGAAAGAACUGAAAGACUCCAGAGACAGACUGGUUCACCAAGAUCAGGCUGCCAAGAAUGCCAUCCAGCAGAUGCAGAGGGAGAUGGCCUAUCGACUGGAACAGGCUAAUAAGAAAUAUGAGGAGGCACGCCAGGAGAAGGAGACGAUGGUAAUGAAGUAUGUUCGUGGGGAGAAGGAGGCACUGGACCUGCGCAGGGAGAAGGAACAGCUAGAGAAGAAGCUACGAGAGGCCACUACUGAAGUUGACAAACAGGCCCGACGAGGAAACUCACUGGCCCAGGAGAAAGGGCGCCUGCAACAGCUAUAUGACAUUAAGGAGAAUGAUGUGACGAGAGUAUCUCGCGAGCUGGAGAAAGUCAAGGAAGAAAUCAAUUCUCAUGUCAUCAAAGUAAAGUGGGCUCAGAACAAACUUAAGAGCGAAACAGAUGCUCACAAGGAAACAAAAGACAAACUGAGAGAGACAACCGCCAAGCUGACUCAAGCAAAGGAAGAAACGGAACAGAUCCGCAAAAACUGCCAGGACAUGAUUCGCACAUACCAGGAAUCUGAGGAGAUAAAAUCAAAUGAAUUGGACGCAAAGCUGCGAGAGACCAAAGGAGAGUUGGAGAAGCAAAAACAGGAGCAGACAGACCAGCUAGAGAUUCACAAAGCUAAGAUUAAGGAGUUGGAGGAUCUGAAGAGGACUUUUAAAGAAGACAUGGAUGAACUAACCACUCUGCGAACCAAGGUUAAGUGUUUGGAGGACGAAAGACCACGCUGGGAUGAUGAACUCUGCAAAUACAGGGAAAUCAUUAAUAGACAGAAGACUGAGAUCCAAAACCAGAGAGAAAAACUCACAGCCAUCACUAGACUAGAGGAGCAGCAUCAGAGGGAUGUGCAGGAGAUAGCGUCCUUACGGGAGGAGGUGGAGAAUCUGAACUCUCAGAUCACUGACCUGCAGAUGGACAUUGAUGGCAGCAGGACGAGAGAGGCAGAGCUUCUGGGUUUCACAGAGAAACUGACCACUAAAAAUGCUCAGCUACAGUCAGAGAGCAACAGCCUCCAGGCCCAGCUGGACAGACUGAACAGCAGCUCCAGAGAACUUGGCAGCAAGCUAGAGGAGACUGAGAGAUCCCUCACUGAGAUGACAGACAGUUUGAAGAAAGAAGAGCAGCAGAGACGGGAGGAGGUGCAAGCGCUGCAAACAGAGAGAACGACUCUGCAGACCGAAAUGUCACAGCUGAAGAUUCGUGUGGAGGAACUGCGAGAUGAACUGGUGACGCAGAAAAGAAAACAGGCGGCCAACAUCAAAGACCUCACCAAGCAGCUCAUACAGGCUCGUAAGAAGCUGGAGCAGGUGGAAAAUGGAGGAUGUGAUCGAGAGGGCAGCAGUAUGGGCAGCCGCUCUAGUUCAUCAGGCUCUCUAAAUGCACGGGGCAGCAGUAUGGAUGAUCGAUCUCCAGAGAAUAAGUCUGGUUCGUCGGUUCUGGUGGUGGACAGCUUCCCUGAGGUGGACAAGGCUGUGCUGGUAGAACGUAUUGUACGGCUGCAGAAAGCUCACGCACGCAAGAACGAGAAGAUUGAGUUCAUGGAAGACCACAUCAAACAGUUGGUGGAGGAGAUCAGGAAAAAGACCAAAAUCAUCCAGAGUUUUGUGCUCCGAGAAGAGACUGGAGCUCUGUCUUCUGAAGCCUCUGACAUUAACAAAGCCCAUCUUAGCAGGAGGGGGGGCAUUAUGGCUUCACUUUACACCUCCCACCCCACCGACAGCGGCCUUUCCCUAGACUUAUCGCUGGAAAUCAACCGCAAACUUCAGGCUGUGCUGGAGGACACCCUGCUCAAGAACAUCACGCUAAAGGAGAAUCUCCAGACACUGGGUUCAGAGAUCGAACGACUAAUCAAACAGCAACGAGUUCCAGAUGAUACAACCAGGAGGAAGUGAUGUCAUUUGAAGAGUAUUGGCGUAAAUAACACGUGCUGAGGCAUUGAGUCUGUUCUGAUGUCACUGAAGGAACCACCUUUUGAACUGGACUAAACUGAGCCAGACAUACAAAAACAUACACAGAACUUGUAUGAAAAAUGAAUAGAAUGGAAAGAGAUUACCAAGAGUCUUUCUUGCAACUCUUAAAAUAUGCCCAAUGUCCAGCCGCUGGCGUUUGCCCCUCUCUCUUCAGUACUGGUUUCUCCUUCACUUCCACUCUAGGAACUCAAGUUCAAUUUCACAGCCUACUUUUAGUAUAUGAAGUUGGGUAGAUGAAUAAAGAUAAAGGUGACCCCACACUCCAUUUAAAGAACAAAAUGUGUCUGACUAAUGGAGUCCCGCCAUAGUGAGCGGAUUAUGCAGCUCUUCAGAAGCUUUCGAUGACAAAUGCAGCUUUUCUUCAAUUCACUACAGCGCAGGUUAAUGGCCAUUGCUUUCUGCUCUCCCUCAUCCAAAUGUGCCAGUUAAUUAAUGUAAUGAGUAUUAUGUAAUGAGAAGGAUCCUAGUGUGUAAUCCCACAUUCUCUGACCCAAGAGUGUGGGCACCAAUCCUCGUUUGCACUGCUGCUAGGUUACCGCUACACCCGGAUAAUGCUAUCUUUACACUGUCCUUGCAAAGCACUUAAGCAAGAGGAGGCCAUGCCUAAAAAUACAACUCCUGCUCUGUCACAUAUAUGGUGUCUUUUUUUUAUUAUAAAAUGUCUUCUAUCUAGAUUAAGUUGCAAGUGAAUGUUAUUGUUAGUUGUUCCCCCAUCCUCCUGUGCUUUUUCCCUUUCUACCUCGGCUUAUUUGUUUUCAUUUGUUUUAAUGUUUUGUUUGCGUAUUAAGUUUUUUUGCUGCUUUUGAAAGGGCUGUUGCUCAUUUACUUGCUUCCCAAAAGAGAUGUGUAACAACCCAGUGAAAUGAAAAAGAUGUAAAUGCAAAGGGCAAAAGUGCAAUUUUAACAUCCCCACCACUGUGUUUGUCUGUAAAAAUCACUGAGCUGUAUUUACCUCGACCAGGGUCCCUUUGAGUCCAGCAAAUAUUCCCUUGGAACAUCCAAUUUUGUGGUGAUGUAACCAUAUGGUACACAAAAUCGUGCAGAGCUGAAUCCAUUCCAACCAAUGAAUUGUGACUGCCUGAGGCAUCACUGGCCUGGUUAUCCCUCCAUUCCUCUCUACAGGGGUUCCUUGAUGAAGGAUCACCUCAUUGGAUGCUGCUGAUGGAUUUUUUCAUGCUCACCUUAGACUUUAACAAGCUUGUGGAGGGUAGCAGUGGGAAUGAUUGGCAUAUCUCAUACCAUUUUAUUGGCAUUCUGGGUUGUCUGUGUUUCUCCCCCCUUGAGCUACUAUUAUAAGUAAAAUCAUGCCCCCAUACACUGUGAUAAAGGGUUUAUAGUAACUUGACAUGCUGCAACAUUAGGUUAUAUCAGCUGUUCCAAUGCUUGGAGUCUGUGCUGUAGCUCUCAGCACUCCCAAAUGCAGUGCAGAAAUUCCAGAAUGAUGGAUAAUGGAAAUUAUGCAAUAUUUGCAGAAAAAAUAGGCAUUUUACAUAGAGCGCUACUAUUAAAAUGAAGAACAUUCUCUAUUCUGUCAAUAAUUUAUCAAAGUACUUUACAUUUAUAAUGUAUUUGUCAUAAAGAACUAUGUUAGUAUGUAUGAUUGGGAAUGAUGAAUUGAAGAAGAAAAAAAGAUAAUGUUGAUGUUUCUGGUCUGUCAUCUGUGCUCUGCUUGAUUGUAUAGUGAGUGAAACUGUGAUUAUAAAUUUGUAUAUAUAUUGUACAAUGGUCUAAUGUUUUUAAACUUAUGAAUCUGGAUUCUUCUGUAUAUACUGUAUUGCGAUCAAAGGGGAUUAAAACAAAAAAAUCA
This is a messenger RNA of Xyrauchen texanus (razorback sucker), 5029 nucleotides long. RefSeq names its product coiled-coil domain-containing protein 186 (gene ccdc186). The record is from RefSeq and is a predicted model, not a curated record. Gene Ontology annotation, cellular component: trans-Golgi network. Bases 148 to 3144 code for a protein of 998 amino acids. The transcript has 16 exons. Lineage: Eukaryota; Metazoa; Chordata; Actinopteri; Cypriniformes; Catostomidae. Gene Ontology annotation, molecular function: small GTPase binding. Gene Ontology annotation, biological process: vesicle cytoskeletal trafficking.